GUAGAAUAUAACCCAGCUCAAUCAUCAAUAUAGGAUAUUAUAAGAAAUUUACUCUAAUGCACAGUUAAUCCUGGCGUGAUACAGAGAGCUGGCCUGUGUAUAGAUAUAUAUAUAUAUAACAAAUGUGGAUAGAUGAUGAUUCCUCAUUUGAAAAAAAUGAGGUAAUGAGUUCACUGAAUGGAUACUUCAAGAGAAAAUUUAUGACAAGAGUUCAGCUUCAAGACUGCAAUUUUAUUCAUUGACUACUUUCAAUUGGGAAGAUAUGCUGAGACCAGUAAAAUCACGUGUUUAAAGUAUAUCUACAUAUCGGUUACUCCUCUUCACCCUUUUGUAUAUUCUGGAAUGUCAGGGCGGUGAAAGAGUGGAGCUUCGAAUUCGGGCUAAUUCGACCAGUUCAGGCUGGCGGAGCGCUAUUGAGGAUCGUCGAUUGAUCGUCAUUGAGCAUCCCCCGACAGCCGUACAUGCGGCACGUUUCGCGGGAAGUGAAUAACGGAUCAAUAUUUCACCCCCCACACGGCCCGAGCGGCACCACCGCCGUCGACAGGCGGCCGCCGAAGUUUCUCCACGCUGAGUAAUUUCGAGUCGUCUCGCGAGCGAGCGGCGAUAGUGUGGCACUGCUCCUCUGUGCUGCUGUUGGUGGUGGUGGUGGUGGAUGGUUCUGCUGCUAGACGCUGUCGAAGUCCUCCUACAAGUGUCUUACCGAGUUCCUACCCUCCGAUGACCCGGCUGCGUGACCAUCGACGUGCGAAUAACGUGCUGAAAGACAGGGCGCACGCUGGCCAUCACGAAAAAUGAUUCGGAGCGUGAUGCGGGGGACACAGCAACCGGCGUGUUUCCACACGAGGAAAGCGCUGCUAGAGGAGCUCGACAACUCGAAGAUCGUGCAUCGUAAUUUCCAUCCAAGGAACAGCACGACGAGCGUAACGAGGAUCAUCCAGUGACUUCUUCAGUUUUUCUUUUUUAUUAGGGGGGAGGGAGUAUAUAUUAUAACGAUAGUUUUUCUCACGUCGACGAGUGUGACGAAAUCACGAUGUUAGAUGAAUCAGGUGCUGCGCCAAAACACUACCUCUGCUAUAUGUACAAAACUACAGAAUUGAUCGUAUUAGGGCUACAAUGAAGAUAUAGAUGCAUAUUAUAUUAUGAAAGAAUAUAUAUAUACAUUCAUUCAAGUGUAUAUAGAAAGGAUAUAUUCUGAUGGAUAAGCGUUUACACCAUGUAUUGAUAUAACGUUCUGUACCAGAAGGCUCUUCCUUGAUACAAGAUUCUCUUAAUCGAUAUUGUAUUAAUUGUUUUACGGGUGCAACGGAACAAGAAGUGAUAGUGUGGUAGUGGUGUGGUUGUGGUGGUAAUAGUAAUAGAAGAGGAUCAUCGGUUGAUCAUGCCUACCAAUUUUCUGGCGAAUGCGCGCGGCUAGACGGAGAAACACAAUAGAGAUAGAAACCCACACACACAUACACACACACAGAGAUACGUUACACGCACCCCGAAAGCUCAAGAAGAAUAGAUUUAAGUUAGGUGAAGAUGAGUAUACCGUACGAUGAGAGCUUAAUAUGGAUAGUAGUGGUCGGCUUUAUAGUCGCAUUUAUUCUGGCUUUCGGCAUCGGAGCUAACGAUGUUGCGAACAGCUUCGGAACAAGUGUCGGCGCCGGGGUGCUCACAAUAUACCACGCCUGCAUUUUGGCGACCAUCUUCGAGAUUGCCGGUGCCGUGUUAAUCGGAUAUAAGGUCUCCGACACUAUGCGCAAAGGUAUAUUGGACGUCUCGUUGUACGAGGGCCACGAGAAGGAGUUGAUGAUAGGAGCAUUGUCUAGUCUAGCCGGGUCUGGUAUCUGGCUACUACUGGCAACUGCGUUACGACUUCCAAUUUCUGGUACGCAUUCCAUUGUUGGUGCUACAGUUGGAUUUUCGCUCGUGUGCAGAGGUACCGAAGGGGUGAGGUGGAUAGCUCUCGCCCAUAUAGCAGCGUCAUGGUUUGCCAGUCCCGUGCUUAGUGGGAUCGUAUCUUUUCUGAUCUUCUGGUUGCUGAGGAAAUCCGUGCUCCAGUCUAACAAGCCAUUUGAGCAGGGUCUCAAUAUCCUCCCUAUAGCAUACGGUCUCACCGUUGCUGUCAAUGUUAUGUCAAUUGUGCUUGAUGGACCUAAGUUAUUAAUGUUAGAUCAGAUGCCAUGGUGGGGUAGCUUGAUAGCCGCGUUGCUUCUGGGCUCGUUGGUCGCGCUGAUCGUGUAUAUUUUCGUGGUGCCAUGGCAGAGGACGAGGAUACUGUUGGCAGAAAGUAAUAAUCAGGAGAAGACGGCUACGCAAUUCGGCGCCUGCGACAAAAAGGAGACGACAGUGUUGUCGGUGAUUUCUGAGUCUCCAUGUGGCGGCAGUGGCAGUGGUGGCGGCGACAGCAGCAAUAGCAAUGGUAACGCGAAGGACGCGGUGCCGAAGUUGCGCGGCAAUAGCAGCGAGAGCCCGUUACUGAUGGUCGCUCAGGUGGAUGCGGAGAACGCGCAGGCGGACGGCAUCGCGGUGGACGAGGAGCAACCAGAGGUGUCCAGGUUGUUUGCCUUUCUGCAGGUGCUCACCGCGACGUUUGGCAGCUUCGCUCACGGCGGCAACGACGUUAGCAACGCGAUCGGCCCGUUGAUCGCGCUUUGGGCCGUCUAUGCGGAGGGCUCGGCUAGGCAGGAGGCCGAAACUCCUAUAAUGAUACUGCUUUACGGCGGCCUAGGUAUCUCCACCGGUCUGUGGGUGUGGGGACGCAAGGUAAUACGAACCUUGGGCCAAGACCUGGCGCGCAUCACCCCUACGACCGGAUUUACUAUAGAGGUGGGAGCAGCAGUGACAGUUUUGUUGGCAAGUAAGGCUGGUCUACCUGUGUCAACGACGCACUGCAAAGUGGGAUCGGUGGUGUGCGUGGGAUGGGCGUCCCGUGGCUGCGAGGGGGUGUCGUGGAAACUGUUUCGUAAUAUCGCGUUUGCGUGGCUGAUCACCGUGCCGAUGGCCGGCUGCCUGUCUGCUGGUUGCAUGGCCAUUUUCAAAAGACUUCAGGAUUAUAAAUUGCCGCACAAACUCGACAUUUUAAAUGGCUUUCCUGUGGUGCGCGACACCAAUUACGGCAUCGGAAAGAGACCGACAGACGCGGCAUCAGCCGCGCACGCUAAGGUGCCAUAUCCGGUGGAGUACGAUUCGUCGUUGACUUAUGGCCGGCUGCCUCGCUACGCGUACCGGCAAUUCGUGCCGCAUCAUGCGCUGUUCGCGCAGAAAUGCCUCUGCUUCAAAGCUUUCUUCCGCCAAGGGAUCUUUAAUUCCCCGGACGAGCAGUAUCGUGUCCGGCACGUGAACAUCGUCUACUUCUUGGAGGACGAUACGCUCUGCGUGAUAGAACCGGUGGUGGAGAAUGCUGGUUUCCGGCAGGGUAAGCUGGUGAGGCGCGAGAGGAUCCCGAAGAACGACAUGGGCGACCUAUUCAUUUGGAAGGACCUCAACGUCGGAAUCGAUGUGUGUAUUCACGGUGUUGUAUACCACAUCGUCGACUGCGAUUCGUUCACCCGACAAUUCCUGACGAGUCAAGGCAUAGACGUUGGCCAGGAAGAGACAGCUCCUACGGAUCCUUAUACGCAACAGCGCGAGAUGCGAGCGACAGUCCCGGACAAGGUAGAAGAGGACACCAGGCGACGCUUCCUGGAGUACGACAAGAUGAUGCUGUCGUUUGACGCCACGUGGAACGACGAUCGUUAUCGGCUGAUGUACUUCUUGGCGGACGACACUAUGGCCAUCAGCGAGAUUCACGAACGCAACGAUGGCAAGGAUCCCGUGGCGUUGCUGCUGAAGCGAAUGCGAGUGCCCAAGGAUUGGAAGUACUUGCCGCCAUCUUGGCAGCCGAGCGUGGAACGCGGGGAUCCCGAGAUCGUGGAGUAUUAUACGCCGCGAGACUUUCGAGUAGGCGAAACAGUCCUGGUGCUCGGCCGGCGUUUCCUGUUGCACGACUGCGACGCCUUCACACGCAGAUAUUAUUCCGACAUGUUGAGGACGCCGCAGCCAAGCGCGGUCCCGUUGCCGGGCAAGAUGGAAGGGCCGGCGACGACGAGGUACGAGGUGCCGCCGCACAUUGACUUCGGUAGGCCCGAGGACACGUACGCCAGCUGCCUGUCGUUCAUGCCCAAGCCACCGAGGAAGAAUGUGAUACGCCAAUUGGCGAACUUCCCGAAGAAACUGCGCUACUCCGCCCGGAUGGACGCGGUGCAUCCGGAGGACGAGGAGCGUGAUUUCGUGCUGCUGUACAGUCUCAGUGACGGUGCUAUUCGCAUCGUCGAACUCGAAAAGCGCAAUUCCGGCCGGCGCGAAGGUUGCUUUCUGUCUUCGAGGCUGAUACCGAAGCCGGCUACCGGCAAGGACAAUCCGCUGUAUUACACGCCAGAGGACUUCUUCAUCGGCGCGCGCAUCAACGUCUUUAAUCAUCGCUUCGUCAUCACCGGCGCUGAUCUGUUCGUGUACCGUUACGUCGAGGCAAAUCGUGACAAAUUUUGCGGGGAAGUGCGCGAGAAUCUGCGGAAUUACUUCCUGCAGCGAGGUCUGCUGCGGAAUGACGACGUGAACGACGCGAUAGAAGUCGAUGACAAAGCGCAAGAGGCGGAGGAUGAGCGGCAAGAGAGAGUUCUCGCGGAUAACGCGAUAACCAGCGAUCAGGAUCACGCCAAUGUCAGUGAACACAUGUGCAAAUUCGACACGGCCGAUGUUGCGAACGAUUAAUGUUGAUUUAUCUAUCAAACGCGCGAGUGCGACGCUAAUGUCUAGUGCCAAUCGUCCACCUCGUCUAAUAUUGAUUCUUUGUUAAUAUAAUCACCGAUCAUUCUCCGCGUCGCCUAUGGAACGCAAAACGAUUCUGAACAACAUAGUAACAUGGUAAACUUGACAAGUUCUCGGAGCAAUUUCAAGUAGCAUGACGUUUACGUCAGGAGAG
Odontomachus brunneus is the source of this 4945-nucleotide messenger RNA. RefSeq lists its product as uncharacterized. NCBI's taxonomy places the organism in Eukaryota, Metazoa, Arthropoda, Insecta, Hymenoptera, Formicidae. Bases 1522 to 4734 code for a protein of 1070 amino acids. The record is from RefSeq and is a predicted model, not a curated record. Gene Ontology annotation, biological process: phosphate ion transmembrane transport. The transcript is spliced from 12 exons. Gene Ontology annotation, cellular component: membrane. Gene Ontology annotation, molecular function: phosphate transmembrane transporter activity.